Molecule: messenger RNA, 1793 nt
Organism: Pyrus x bretschneideri (Chinese white pear)
Lineage: Eukaryota; Viridiplantae; Streptophyta; Magnoliopsida; Rosales; Rosaceae
Product: aspartyl protease family protein 2-like
Exons: 1
Coding region: 172-1638 (488 amino acids)
Biological process (GO): proteolysis
Molecular function (GO): aspartic-type endopeptidase activity
Source: RefSeq, a predicted model, not a curated record
CCUCCCCACCAAAAAAACUGAUUUAACUUCACUCCCUCCUCCAUUCUCACAACUACCAUUUUCACGAUUCACACCCUCACUCUCUCACUCCAAUUAUUUAUACGCCUCCUCUCUCCACCCCCACUUUCCUAUAAACUCCCAUUUCCUCUCUCUCACGCUCCAGUCUCCAAAAUGGAAGGGAAAGCAAUACUUCCCCUUCUCUUCCUUUCCCUCUCCGCCAUUUUCCUCUCCCUCUCCUCCGCCCUCGACCACCAGACCCUCCUCCUCAACCCCCUCCCCUCCCCACCCACCACCCUCUCAUGGUCCGACACCGUCUCCGAAUCCGAUUCCGCCCAACUCCACCCCAACUCCCCCUCCGCCACCGCCACAACCCCAAACACUCUCUCCGUACAAUUACACCACAUCGACGCCAUGGCGCUUAACAAAACCCCCACCCAACUCUUCCACCUCCGCCUCCAGCGUGACGCCUUCCGUGUCAAAACCCUUACCUCCCUCGCCGCCGCCGCCGCGGCGUCCUCAAACAGAACAACCAGAGGCGGCGGUCACGUGCCUGUCACGGGCUUCAGCAGUUCCGUCGUCUCCGGACUCUCUCAGGGCAGCGGCGAGUACUUCACGCGCCUUGGCGUCGGCACGCCUCCCAGGUACGUCUACAUGGUCCUCGACACCGGAAGCGACGUCGUUUGGCUCCAAUGCGCCCCCUGCAAGCGGUGCUACACCCAGGCCGACCCCAUUUUUGACCCACGUAAAUCCGGAUCCUUCGCCACAAUCCCUUGUGGGUCCCCCCUCUGCCGGAAACUCGACUCGCCGGGCUGUAAUUCCAAGAAGACCUGCCUCUACCAAGUCUCCUACGGGGACGGUUCCUUCACUGUCGGCGAGUUCUCAACCGAAACGCUGACGUUUCGCGGCACCAAAGUGGGACGCGUGGCGAUUGGAUGCGGUCACGACAACGAGGGCCUCUUCGUCGGUGCGGCGGGGCUUUUGGGACUCGGCCGGGGAAAGUUAUCAUUUCCCGCCCAGACCGGCUCCCAAUUCAACCGGAAAUUCUCCUACUGCCUAGUGGACCGGUCCUCUUCUUCCAAACCGUCCUCAGUCCUCUUCGGUGACUCGGCCGUUUCCCGGACCGCCCGGUUCACACCCCUCCUCGCGAACCCAAAACUCGACACGUUUUACUACGUCGAGCUCAUCGGUAUCAGUGUCGGUGGGACACGUGUCCCGGGUAUCACGGCAUCGCUUUUCAAUCUCGACCCGGCAGGAAACGGAGGGGUCAUCCUCGAUUCGGGCACUUCCGUGACCCGAUUGACCCGAUCGGCUUACAAUGCUCUCCGAGAUGCUUUCCGGGCAGGUACUUCGGGGCUUAAGCGUGGGCCCGAGUUCUCUCUGUUCGACACGUGUUUCGACUUGUCCGGAAAGACCGAAGUCAAAGUUCCCACGGUCGUGCUGCAUUUCCGAAACGCCGACGUUCCACUUCCGGCUACCAACUACCUGAUCCCAGUGGACAGCAGCGGCAGCUUCUGCUUUGCUUUCGCGGGUACGAUGGGCGGGUUGUCCAUAAUUGGUAACAUCCAGCAGCAAGGUUUCCGUGUGGUGUAUGACCUGGCGGGUUCCCGGGUCGGGUUUUCUCCACGUGGGUGCGCUUAGUUAAUUUUGAUAGCGGCACGGGAAAUGCCCAAUUUCCGUGAGUUUUAUUUUUAUAUUUUUAAUUUAAUAUAAAUCAAAGCGGGGAAAAGCAAACCUUCCUUGCUGGAAUUAGGAUGAUGAUUUGAUGUGAUGAAAUGAAAGGGUGGGAUUUGAGA